AUGAGUGAAGACAAAAUUGGCGCUAGCGCUUCGUCCCUAGAGGCGCAAAUCGAAGCUUUGACACAAACCGUACAAUCUAACGAGGAAAGCAUCGACGAUACUACUCGUUCCAAAGCCAUCAAGGCGGCCCGGGGGCUACUGGGUGCUUUGGUACCUCCGCCGGAAACGGUGAUCCAAGAUGUCGCUCUGAAUUGCGCAUUACCAAUGGCAAUCCGCAUGGGAGUUCAGCUGGGGGCAUUCAAAAUGAUUGCUGCUAGCCAUAGUCAAGGAACAACAUCGCAGCAGAUCGCGAGUGAGUCCGGUGCCAGCGUAAUUCUUGUCGACCAGAUUAUGCGAGUUAUCACCGCUGCUGGAUACGCGCUUGAGAAAGAUGUACAAACAUACAUGCCUUCUCCCCUUACAAUGAUCAUGGCAGACUCCACUAUCGAGGCAACAACCAGAGUCUGUUUUGAUGUCGGCCAUUUCUGUACCACCAGUGCCCCGGGGUUUUUCCGUAGAAACAAUAACCAAUAUCCUAGCUCUGCUGUGGAUACGCCCUUCCAAGCGGGCUUGAACACCGAGCUCAGCUAUUUCGAUUGGCUUGGCCAGAAUCCGGAAGUGGCCAAGGAUUUCCAACAAUGGAUGACUUUGAAACAGCAGGCGACUCCUAAUUGGGUUGACUGGUAUGACCUGCAAGGCAGUAUUGUGAAAGGCUUCCGAAGCGAGCCCGCAGAUAAUAUCUUGCUGGUGGAUAUUGGCGGUGGUGAAGGCCAUUAUUUGCAUGCGCUGAACGAUAAAUAUCAAGAUCUCCCAGGACGUCUGGUCCUGCAGGAUCUGCCUCAGGUUAUCUCGAGCAUUCGGGAUCCGCCUAAGCGAACCGAGCUGAUGCCUCACGACUUCUUUACCGCGCAGCCCGUGAAAGGUGCUCGAACAUAUUACAUGCACUGGAUCUUGCAUGACUGGCCCGAGGAGCAGGCCCGUGCCAUCCUGAGCAACAUCGUCGAUGCCAUGGAGCCUGGCUAUUCUCGCCUCAUUAUUAACGAGCAAAUAAUCCCUGAUAGAGACUGCGAUCUGCCAACGGCUUGCAUAAGUGUAAUGAUGAUGGUCCAGGUGGCCGCCUUCGAGCGGACGGAGAAGCAAUGGCGUGAGCUCCUGACAUCAGUGGGACUGAAGAAAAUUUUCUUCCAUCAAGCCCCUGGAGGAGGUGAGGGUAUUAUUGAGGCUAUCAAAUAG
Aspergillus melleus is the source of this 1212-nucleotide messenger RNA. RefSeq lists its product as uncharacterized. NCBI's taxonomy places the organism in Eukaryota, Fungi, Ascomycota, Eurotiomycetes, Eurotiales, Aspergillaceae. Gene Ontology annotation, molecular function: O-methyltransferase activity. The record is from RefSeq and is a predicted model, not a curated record. Bases 1 to 1212 code for a protein of 403 amino acids. The transcript has 5 exons.